Molecule: messenger RNA, 1449 nt
Organism: Nanorana parkeri
Lineage: Eukaryota; Metazoa; Chordata; Amphibia; Anura; Dicroglossidae
Product: zinc finger protein 143-like
Exons: 9
Biological process (GO): positive regulation of transcription by RNA polymerase II; central nervous system development
Cellular component (GO): nucleus
Molecular function (GO): DNA-binding transcription activator activity, RNA polymerase II-specific; RNA polymerase II cis-regulatory region sequence-specific DNA binding
Source: RefSeq, a predicted model, not a curated record
AUUGUUUUACAAGGUCACGGGCCUCGUGUAACGGCCAAACCGCCGCAGACAAACGAGAAAGCCUUUCGAUGCGACUUUGAUGGUUGCGGCAAACUAUACACAACAGCUCAUCACCUUAAGGUCCAUGAACGAUCACACACGGGGGACCGGCCUUAUCAGUGUGAACAUGGCGGAUGUGGAAAAGCAUUUGCAACAGGUUACGGAUUGAAGAGCCACGUCCGCACUCACACGGGGGAAAAGCCUUACAGAUGUACAGAGGAGAAUUGCACCAAAUCGUUCAAGACUUCGGGAGACCUUCAGAAACACAUCCGAACGCACACAGGAGAGAGGCCGUUCAAAUGUCCCUUUGAAGGCUGCGGAAGAUCAUUCACUACCUCCAACAUCCGGAAAGUUCACAUCCGAACGCACACGGGGGAACGGCCUUAUUACUGCUCAGAACCGGGCUGCGGCAGAGCGUUUGCCAGUGCCACCAACUACAAGAACCACGUGCGGAUACACACAGGUGAGAAGCCUUACGUCUGUACUGUGCCCGGCUGCGACAAGCGUUUCACGGAAUAUUCGAGCCUUUACAAGCACCACGUGGUCCACACGCACUCCAAACCGUACAACUGCAACCACUGCGGCAAAACCUACAAACAGAUCUCCACACUGGCCAUGCACAAAAAGACGGCGCACAACGACACGGAGCCCAUCGAGGAGGAAACGGAGAGCUUCUUCAUACCUCAGCCACCCGACGAUGUCCUGAAAGGCUCUCAGAUCACGUACGUCACUGGCAUGGAGGGAGAGGAUGGAUUGCCGGCGGCGGUGGCCCAGUCAGGGCAGCAGCUGGCUCUGAUAUCCCAGGACGGCACCCAACAUGUGGCCAUUGUUGCUCAGGAUCUCUCGGCAUUCCAUGCGGCCUCCACGGAAUUGAGCCAACAGCAGCACAGCCACCACCUUGUCACCACCGAGUCCAGGCCGGUCACCCUGCUUGCCACGUCCAACGGGACGCAGAUAGCCGUGCAGGAAGUGACAAGGAUGCGGAAUUUCUGGCGGGAUCCUCGGGUGUUUCCUGCGCUUGCUGAAAACGGACGUUAUGUAACGAUCUCCACACCCCUGCGCACGAGACCGUCAACACUCGGGGAGGUAGAACCUCUCCAGCUCAGUGUCCCCGAGGAGGUAGAACCUCUCCAGCUCAGUGUCCCCGAGGAGGCAGAACCUCUCCUGCUCAGUGACCCCGAGGAGGCAGAACCUCUCCAGCUCAGUGUCCCCGAGGAGGCAGAACCUCUACAGCUCAGUGUCCCCGAGGAGGCAGAACCUCUACAGCUGUGUCCCGAGGAGGCAGAACCUCUACAGCUGUGUCCCGAGGAGGCAGAACCUCUACAGCUGUGUCCCGAGGAGGCAGAACCUCUACAGCUGUGUCCCGAGGAGGCAGAACCUCUACAGCUGUGUCCCGAGGAGGGACGUUAG